CUCUCUCUUAUUUUCUCGCUCACACUCGCACACAGUGUGGCCAGAAGGUGUGAAAAAGAUUGUUAAGCUCAACGCAUCGCAUCGCAUCGGAUCCGUCUUAUGUAUACACGUAUUUACCACUCUACUAUAACUAUAAAUAUAAUUAAAACUAUAACUAUAACUAUAGAUUUGACAUUGAACAUAAAAAGCUGCAACCGUCUGCCAUAAAUCAAGAGGGAAACUGUUUUAAUUGAACCGAUCGAACAGGUGCCUGCCACUAUGUUGCUGGCUGUUAACCAGAGUGUUCGCAAUUCCAAGAAGCGUCGCGAGGCGGAAACAGCAGCAGCCACUGACAGAGCAGCCUGUGCUGAGAUAACGGAUUCAACAAGACAUUUGGUGGCCAACAUGCUCAUUGAUGACACAAAUACAAAUGAAAACACACAAGCAACAGUCGCAACAGUUGCGGGCGACAAGUGCCAGAGUUGCCAUCACAUGCAACAGUCAGAGUCGCCGCAAUCUGCCUGUAACUGUGCCUGCAACUGCAUAAACAAACUGGAGGAUGCCACUCAAGUGCGCGCCUCCCUUCUGCUAGUCUAUAUCUAUUUGGGCGCCCUCACUCUCAUGUUGGCAACCCUGUCCAUACUAUUCUAUACGUAUACGCGGGGGGGCAGCGGGCAGGAGUCGAUCACGCCAGCUAUGCUCGGCCAGCAUGCCUUCCGGAACCAGUUCCAGGGUGAACUGAUGCGAUCCGAACAUAUGCUACGCGCCAUGGUUACACAGAUCAUGAAAAGGGAUUAUCCCUUGGAGGCAAGCUUUGCCGAAGCACAACCGCGCUAUUUGGGCACUACCGUUGUCCGGAACGAGCGCAAGUUGAACUCCAAUUUUCUGAAUCCUUUGCCAAGUGAGAAGCGCAUUCGCAGGGACAUCGCCUCAUCCUCACCCGCUUCCAUGCAUGCAGAUCCACUGAUCGAAUUUUUCAAUCCGAAUCAUCGCAAAGCACUGGAUGAGCAGGACACAGAGAUACGCAAGCGCACGGGAUUAAAGGGUGCCGCACCGGGUGGCGAUGAGUGGAUCUAUUUGAAUACGUAUUGUCGUGUGCCGGAGAAGAUAAUCACUGGCUUUUGCAAGGGCACACAGGAAUACUGCCCGCCAGCACCGUCAGGACCAACGGGUGCCGUCGGCCCAAAAGGACCACCCGGUAAUCCUGGCUUACCGGGCAUACCCGGCCCCAAGGGCAAUCGUGGCGAUGUUGGGCUGCCGGGUGCAGCCGGCGUUGAUGGUAUCGGCCAGCAGGGUGCAGCGGGUCCCCGCGGUCCCAAAGGUGAUCCAGGCAGCGUAGGUAGGUCGGGCCUCGAUGGGCGAGAUGGUGUGCCUGGUGAGCCGGGCCUGGACGGUGUACCAGGACGUGCGGGUGCCGAUGGCAAAAAUGGGUUACCCGGACGCGACGGAAAGGAUGGUAUGCACGGUAAGGAUGGCAAGGAUGGCAUGUCUAUAACGGGUCCCAAGGGUGCACAAGGACCGCCGGGCGAAAGGGGCUUGAAGGGCAUUGCUGGUCCACGCGGACGUCCGGGCAAGCCAGGCACCAAUGGCACACCGGGUGUGCCCGGCAUCAAUACGUGGAAAAUGCAGUUCCCCAAUGGCAGCGCUUCCAAUGAUUUACUAAUACCACCCUCCAUAACAGAUGUGAGCUCGCCCAAUGUCCGACGCAGCGUUAUUGUCGAGGAGGGUAAGACGCUCAACAUGAGCUGCUCGGCAACGGGCAAUCCACAGCCGCAAGUGGAAUGGCGACGGGAUGACGGACGCACCAUUAAUGUGAAUGGCGUCGAGUUAAGCUCCAUUAGUGGCCAGUUUAUAAAGUUCACUAACAUAACGCGUCAUCAAAUGGCCGCCUAUACUUGUCAUGCCAACAACGGCAUCGCCCCCGUAACCAAUGCCACCUUUCUCGUGGAGGUUCACUUCGCUCCAAUGAUAUCGGUGUACAGGCAAAUGAUCUAUGCGGAGUACCAGAGUAGUGCCACUUUGGAGUGCCAGGUGGAAGCUUUCCCGGAGGCCAUACGCUACUGGGAGCGGGCCUACGAUGGCAAAAUUCUCGAGCCGAGUGAUAAAUAUCGCAUCGAGUCCUAUCCAGAUGGCUUUAAGACCUCCAUGCGACUGACCAUUAGCAAUCUGCGCAAGGAUGACUUCGGCUAUUAUCACUGUGUGGCACGUAAUGAGCUAAAUGCAACCAUGGUGAACUUUGAGAUAGCACCUCAGGAUCCGAAUAGUGAAACACCCUAUGUGGGCAACAAUGUCAAGAUCUAUGGACAGCGACCUCCUGAAAGCGAAUGUCCCGUUUGUGAUCAGUGUCCAGAUCCCAGCUUAAAUCAAUGCAAGGAUUCCAUACUCAAUAACUUUGAGAUACAGCCCACAGGCAAUCGCAGCUAUCCAGGCCUGCCUAAGCGGGCUAAGACCUGUUACUUGUAUGCAGUGGGUAAACCAGUAUUCAACAAGGUUGUCAAUGAGAAAUUUGGUUCUUGGCUGCGCGAUGCCGCCCCCAAGGAUGUGGAUCGGGAGAAGACCUUUGUGACCAAUGAGAAUGAUGCGUUUAAUCUAUUCGAGUUCUCCACACGCAUACAAUAUCGCACGAACAGUGUGCCAAGGCACAAGUAUGAAAUAUCCGAGGGUUUUCAGGGCAAUGCACACGUGGUCUAUAAUGGCUCAUUCUACUAUCAUCAGAAGAACUCCGAUUUGGUUGUAAAGCUAGAUUUGACGACUUCCAAAAAAAUUAGCAUACAAUUGCCAUAUGCAGGAGUUUCUACUGGGAAUCGACUCUACGCCACGGAUUACAACUUUAUGGACUUCAAUGUGGAUGAGGUUGGUCUCUGGGUUAUAUAUAGUACACACGACUCGAACAACACUCUGGUAGCUAAGCUUGAUGCUGAGACACUGAGAAUGCAGUACAACUUCAACAUAACACUCGAUCAUAAGCAGUUUGGCGAAAUGUUUAUCGUCUGCGGCAAUUUGUAUGCCAUCGAUUCGGGCACGGAUAGAAAUACCCAAAUACGCUAUGUUGUUGACCUGUACAAGGGCAAGCUGCUUAAUGCAAAUUUGCCAUUCUCAAAUCCCUUUAGCCACACAACUACAGUGGGCUACAAUCCCUUAACAGUGGAACUUUACUCUUGGGACAAGGGCAAUGCACUUACAUAUCCUAUACGCUACAAUGAGCAUCGUUUGGCCGGCGAUACCAUUUAAGUUAAAUGUUUCACAAAUAAAUUAAUAUUGAUACUUUUUUUUAUGU
This is a messenger RNA of Drosophila grimshawi, 3256 nucleotides long. RefSeq lists its product as uncharacterized. Bases 259 to 3210 code for a protein of 983 amino acids. The record is from RefSeq and is a predicted model, not a curated record. Gene Ontology annotation, biological process: signal transduction. NCBI's taxonomy places the organism in Eukaryota, Metazoa, Arthropoda, Insecta, Diptera, Drosophilidae. The transcript is spliced from 16 exons.